AUGAGCUCAAACGUUGCCGAUUCCGAAUCUCAACCGGGCGGUGGGCCCUCAGAAGUCGACUACUCCAAUACCAGAGACUUGGAUCUCGCCAACAUUCUCUACGUCCAGAACAUUCCUGUUGUGCCCGACACGAAAAAGAAUGAGCUUGAUGCCUGCAUCAAGAGCAUCAAUUCCUGGCUGGCUUGGGAGUUGACCAGAGUCGAAAAACAGGUUGAGAAUAAAAUCAAGAGUGGCGAGUUGCCAGGCGAUGAAUCCAUCGCUUCCAAGUCCAAGAGAACCGCCUACCGAUCCAAGGUUGUAUCAGCAACGCGAGAACUGUCACCAUGGUUACCCAUGGUCUCGACUAUCACCAAAACCUCUACCACUACAGCAGGGGAAGACAAGAUCAGCCUUUGGGUGCUGCAUAGCAUCCUCGGUGCUUCCGGAAUUUCCGACUCUCCGCAGGCACUGAACGUUGUGAAGGCUAUGGGUGCUGGCUUCCACGCCCUCGAACAGACUGUGCAGCCGCAUGUCUUCUAUGUCAUUGAAUAUGGCCAUGAUACGGUCAGCGACAUCAUCGUAGCCUCUAUCAAAUCCUUCAUUUUCAAGGUUCAGUUGACGGAAACUUCGGCGCCAGCCCCAACGCCGGCCGGAAAGGGUCUCCUUUCUCGUGGAAAAUCAGCCGUGACACCGCAAGGGAAACUCUAUGCGGCUGCCAUUGAGUACAUCAACACCUCAGUCAAUUUUGACUUCAACCAAUGGAACCAGGCUGCACCUCAAGAUGAAGCUUCAUAUGCUGUUGGCAAGCAGCUUGUCCCUCAGAAGCAGCUCCGUUUGUUGAAGGAUAUCUAG
Messenger RNA from Colletotrichum orchidophilum, 831 nucleotides. RefSeq lists its product as uncharacterized. The coding region runs from base 1 to 831 and encodes 276 amino acids. The transcript is spliced from 3 exons. Lineage: Eukaryota; Fungi; Ascomycota; Sordariomycetes; Glomerellales; Glomerellaceae. The record is from RefSeq and is a predicted model, not a curated record.